Messenger RNA from Bradysia coprophila, 2125 nucleotides. RefSeq lists its product as uncharacterized. Gene Ontology annotation, cellular component: cytoplasm; peroxisome. The record is from RefSeq and is a predicted model, not a curated record. Lineage: Eukaryota; Metazoa; Arthropoda; Insecta; Diptera; Sciaridae. Gene Ontology annotation, molecular function: RNA nuclease activity; CCR4-NOT complex binding; RNA binding. Gene Ontology annotation, biological process: regulation of gene expression.
AGUAACCAUAGUUUCUAUUUUAUCGUUGCUGGCUCGCACUCGCAAUCAAUUCAUAUAUCGGUUUAUCAGUUGUACUAAACACGCGAUAGUUUAUCGCACAUUCGACAAUAACAUUGGAAACGAUACGACCAUGAUUGCUGGCAUUCAACACAAACCGGUUGGAGUAUUCUGGGAUAUCGAAAAUUGUUCCGUUCCGAAGAACAAAUCACCAUCGGACGUUAUUGCCCACAUCCGGAAUUUCUUCGUCUUCAAUCGUCUGAACCAUCGGGAAUAUGAGUUCAUCGUCUCGUGCGACGUAACCCGAUUGAGAAAAGAUAUACCGGAGGACAUCAAUAAGGCAGGUGGCGUAACAUUGGCUCAUGUUAAUGGGACCAGUAAGAAUGCAGCCGAUGAAAAGUUGCGUGAGAACAUGAAGAAAUUUGUUGAUACUCAUGCGUCAGGUUCGAGUCCGGUUCUGAUUCUUAUUUCUGGUGACAUUGACUUCGUAAACGAUCUUCGCGGCUAUCAAACGAGACUCGGCUGCACUAUUGUCUUGAUUCAUGCUGCAAAUUGUUCGUCACAGUUUAAAGUCGGAUGGAAUGAGACUUACUGCUUCACCAGUUUCUGCUCAGCCGUUAAAGAUAAUCCAGCUAACGGAUCAACCGCAACUUCCAAAAAUAUGCCAAAGAAACCAAACCAAAAAAGCCAGAAUGGGCAACCGAAUGAAAAUCAACCUCAAGGUGGACCAGCUAACUCGAAACCUCAAGGUGGACCGAAAGUAAAUCCGAAAAAUCAACCAGCACAGCCUGAACCACGGUCUAAACUAAACGAUCAGAAACCAUAUCGUCCAUCUCAACCUGGAAAUAAGAAUGAGACGGCACAACAAUCGGCCCAUUUGAAUCAAAGGGAGAGAACUCACAAUCAUACGAACGGUAUGCCACCAUUUCGUCAUCCCGGUCCAAUUCCCCCACAACAUCAAGGUCAACGAUUUCCUUUUCCUUCACAAAACCAAAAUCAGCGUUUUCCUGUACCAUCGCAGCACCAAGGCCAAUCUGUUCAAAAUCAAGGAUGGCAACCUGGUCAAGGAUCGAAAAAUAAACCGUUGAGAAACGGACCAGGCACGGACAAUAAUAAACCCUUCAAUAACGAGCAACAACCAACGAACGACAUUGGUACUAGUCCUGCAGCUGUACCUCCUGCUGAUAAACCAGCGACAAAUAAAUUCAUUUUAAUGGUCGGUGGUUUGCCCGGCAAAAUGGAUUUUAAAAUACUGAAAGAGAACCUACAGUUCCAAGCGAACAAAGUGCACGGAAAGGUCAAGUACGUGAAGAAUGGUCAAGCAUUCAUAACAUUCAAAAACAAAGCCAAUGCUGAUCGAGCUGUGGAACUUUUCAAUGGAAAACAAGUGUUUGGCAAAACGUUGAAUGUCUCUUUCACCAAAAGUAUUCCGUUCGAGAAUCAGCCGAAUGACAAACCGACAUUAGGUUCUGAUGCAUCUGCUACUUCUAUGGUUAAAAAAGUUGACGUUGCCGAAGGAUCAAAGAAAUCGAAAAAUAAAGGCCCUAACAAAGACGACAGUAAGGUACUAGAUCGAGCAGUAUCCGGUUCGAAUGUGAAUUUGAGCAAUGAUCCUGUGUUAGCUGGACUUGGAUCGAUUAUCGGCGGCAUUGUUGCUAAUAGAAUAGCAGCUGCAAAUCCUGGUAAUAAAAGUCCAGAAUCUUGUCCCAUACAAUAAAUGAAGCAGCAAGCAAGAUACUAAAAUGGACAGCGAUUGAUGAGAAUUCAUUUCCAUCGUCAAUCGAUGCACCAUUCAAUUUGCAAAUAUUCUUAAUAAACGACUCGUCAUUGGGAUGGUUUGCAUGUUAGUGAACCAGUUUAUUAAGUUAGUGAUUUUUAGCAACUGGCAACGCGAAAAUAAUUGGUUGCACAGUGUUUAUAAUCUAAAUUUGUCGCGAGUCGACUCUUUUCGACUUGGAAUUUCUUUUUAAAAUUUUGAAUUUUCUAAUUUUGGAGAGAUCAGGAUUGGGAUAUCAAUUUGAUUUUUUCAUAUUUUUUUUGGUGGUGUGGGUCAUAUAAUUGUUUUGGUCUUUAAAUAUGAAAAAUCUAUCGAAAUUUGAAGAAUGAAAUAAAAUUUGAUUUGAACAAA